This is a messenger RNA of Echinops telfairi (small Madagascar hedgehog), 724 nucleotides long. It is a transcript of the gene MRPL35, whose product is annotated as mitochondrial ribosomal protein L35. Bases 1 to 567 code for a protein of 188 amino acids. The transcript has 4 exons. Gene Ontology annotation, molecular function: structural constituent of ribosome. NCBI's taxonomy places the organism in Eukaryota, Metazoa, Chordata, Mammalia, Afrosoricida, Tenrecidae. The record is from RefSeq and is a predicted model, not a curated record. Gene Ontology annotation, cellular component: ribosome; mitochondrion. Gene Ontology annotation, biological process: translation.
AUGGCGUCCCGCGUCUUGGCCGGUGCCGUGAGAGCCGCUUCAGGAUUCUUACGGCCCUUGAGUAUUUUGGCAUCUUCGGCCAAUCAAAACUGUGCCAAGAAUGCGUGUCUUGUCUCUGCAUUGUCCACCCGACAUUUUAGUCAGCUGCAAACACCAGUUGUUUCCUCUGCUCUCAGACUGAUUACCCCUGUGGGAAACCUGCCGUGCUGGCUGCCUGCACCAACCCUCAACAGGGUGGGUCCCUUGCUUUCUAAUGUCCUGAAGCUACCAGUCAGAACUCUAACUUACUACAGUAUAAGAAAAGGCAAGAGAAAGACUGUGAAGGCUGUCAUAUAUCGGUUUCUUCGACUUCAUUCUGGCCUGUGGGUCAGGAGAAAGGCCGGCUAUAAGAAAAAGCUGUGGAAAAAGACAGCUGCAAGGAAGAGACGCUUGAGAGAAUUUGUCUUUUGCAAUAAAACCCAGAGCAAACUCUUGGAUAAGAUGACGACUUCUUUCUGGAGGAGGAGAAACUGGUAUGCUAAUGAUCCUUACCAGCUGUACCAUGAUCGCACGAACCUGAAAGUAUAGAGCUGAAGUGUGGGGAGUUUUCCCAGCCGCUGAAUGUGUGCCCUUCAUGUGUAUGCCUUUUCAAAGAGGAGUCCGUGUAACGUGAUGAUGUAAACUGCACCAGCUGAUGUAUGUAAUCCUGUCUCAACCACAUUAAAACUUAAUGGAGUAAACAUUC